CCCCUCCAGUUUGACAGCGCUGCUCCUCAGUGUGGUCGCUCAGAUCCCGUGCUCAGCCUCCCGCUCUCCAUCUCCCGGUGUGAGCGCAGUUACCUGAGUGGUGAAACAUGUCCAAAGUGUCCGGAAAGUAAGCCGUUAGGCUCCGGCGCUGAAGGCCACCUUCCUGGGCGGCGGCUCCACACCUAUGUGCUGGCCAUCCAUCCCGUGUGCAGCCUGACUUGAGCGGCCUCAGCGGUAGCAGCAGGUAGCCCGGCAGCCGCUGGCCAUCGUCCACCUAUGUCCCGUAAAGCAAGCGACAAUGUGGAAUACACACUGCGGAGCCUGAGUAACCUGAUGGGGGAGAAGAAGCGGAGGAAACAUGACGAGGGAGCCGGGGAGCGGAGCCUUAUCGCCGCCGACUCGUGCGCCAGCAUCAACAGCCAGGCGAGCUCGGCUGCCGCCGCGUCCUCCGCGGCCGGUGAGGACCUGGAGCGGGCGGCCCGCAGGCAGUUCCAGCAGGAUGUCACCCCGGCAUUCGUCUACGUGGUGUCCGUCUUCUCUGCCCUGGGAGGCUUCCUCUUCGGCUAUGACACCGGGGUGGUGUCCGGGGCCAUGCUGCUGCUCAAGAAGGACAUGAACCUGUCGGCGCUGUGGCAGGAGCUGCUGGUGUCCAGCACGGUGGGGGCGGCCGCGCUGUCUGCACUGGCAGGCGGGGUGCUCAAUGGCAUGGUGGGGCGCAGACCGUGCAUCCUCCUGGCCAGCCUGUUCUUCACUGCCGGGGCCGUGCUGCUGGCCGCUGCCGGGGACAAGGAGACGCUGCUCGGUGGUCGUGUGGUCGUGGGGCUGGGGAUCGGUAUUGCGUCUAUGACUGUCCCAGUAUACAUUGCAGAAGCUGCACCACCACAUUUGAGAGGAAGAUUGGUCACAAUUAACACCCUCUUCAUCACAGGCGGACAGUUCUUUGCAGCCGUUGUGGAUGGUGCUUUUAGCUACCUUCCCAGAGAUGGAUGGAGAUACAUGCUUGGACUUUCAGCUGUUCCAGCUAUACUCCAGUUUCUUGGUUUUCUUUUUCUACCAGAAAGCCCACGUUGGCUCAUUCAGAAAGGCCAAACGCAAAAAGCAAGAAGAGUUUUAUCUCAAAUCCGAGGUGUACAAACAAUUGAUGAAGAAUAUGAUAGUAUAAAGAAUAGCAUUGAUGAAGAAAAGGAAGUCGGCGCAGGCGGAACUGUCAUCUACAGAAUGUUAAUCUAUCCUCCGACACGCCGUGCUCUUAUAGUUGGUUGCGGAUUGCAAAUGUUCCAACAGUUGGCUGGCAUCAACACUGUAAUGUAUUACAGUGCAACAAUUUUGCAGAUGUCAGGUGUGGAUGAUGACAGACUGGCUAUUUGGCUUGCUGCUAUUACUGCAUUUACAAACUUCAGUUUUACACUUGUUGGUGUCUGGCUUGUGGAAAAAGUUGGCAGAAGGAAACUCACACUUGGAAGUCUUACAGGUACAACAUUGGCUUUGGUUGUACUGGCAUUGGGCUUUUUAUUAUCUGCUCAAGUCUCACCUCCAGUUACAUUCACGCCAACAGAUCCCGCCAGUCAAAAUUCGACAUGCUCAAAAUACAGCUUCUGUAACGGAUGUAUGCUGGAUCCCAACUGUGGAUUUUGCUACAAAAUAAAUGGUUCAAAUAUUAUUGAUUCUUCUUGCAUUCGAGUAAAUCCUAAAACAACAGAACAGUCAGCAUGGGGCAGAUGUACAAAUGAAACUAAAACAAAAAUGGGUACAUAUUGGGCUUAUAAUUACUGUCCAACAUCAUAUUCAUGGACUGCGCUCAUCGGAUUAAUUUUAUACUUGAUUUGCUUUGCACCUGGUAUGGGACCAAUGCCAUGGACCGUCAAUUCCGAAAUAUACCCACUGUGGGCAAGAAGCACAGGAAAUGCAUGUUCCUCUGGAGUUAACUGGAUUUUUAAUGUAGUGAUUUCACUCACAUUUUUACACACAGCUCAGUAUCUUACGUAUUACGGAGCAUUCUUCCUGUAUGCAGGCUUUGCUUCUGUUGGACUUGUAUUUAUUUAUGGAUGUCUACCAGAGACUAAAGGAAAGAAGCUGGAGGAAAUUGAAUCUUUAUUUGAAAACAGACUUUGUACAUGUGGUGCCUCUGAAUCUGAUGAGGGGAGGUAUAUAGAAUAUAUUCGCGUAAAGGGAAGUAAUUAUCAUCUGUCUGACAAUGAUGCUUCUGAUGUGGAAUAAUUUUCCUCGGCAGAUGCAUACUAAUCAUUUAAAAGCCUUCUGGAGAAGGACAGCUAUAGGUGACCUCACAGUCCUGCUUCUGGUCUGGUUCUCUCGACAGUUCAAAAUGAACCUACUAAAAUCAUUUUUGUUACUGAUCUCGAUGGACAAUUCACUGAUUGAAAUUCAGCAAUGGGUUCUGCUUGUUUCUUUACAUUGUGUUUCUACAAAUACAGUUAUCCCUGCAUUGUGUUUACUUACAAAGUGUAUUUAAAAAAAUAUACAGACAUUCGAUCUGUAAAUUAUCGGUAAAUCCAACUAAUGCUCAGUUUAAGUCUUCCUUUGUUAAUGCCAAGAAUGGGGUUGUAUCCCUUUUCACUAAAAUGCAUGUGAUCAAAUGAAAAUGCACUAAAACAUUGCACAAUUUACACAUGAUAAUCUCUAAAUAUAUAAACAGUAUUUAGCAGGAAACUUGUAUAUAUAAUUUAAAAUCUAUAUAAAAUCUUAACGUGACAUUCCAAUACAAAUAUUCAAGUGUUAUUUCUUAAUUUAGUAACAUUCCAAGUAAGUGUCAAAUGACCAACAUGCAACAAAGCACAAGUGAAAUACUGGAACUCUAUCAUGAUAGUCCAGUUUGCAUUUUUAUCAACCCAGGAGUGGCAAAAUUUAGUUUACAUGAAUGAAAUCUGAUAAAACAGGUUUCAGGUAGCAAUGAAAACAUGUUUACAUAGGUGUUCAGGUUAGUAGAAUGGGUUUGCCUUAUCAGCGCUGCACAUCGGACAUGAGAUACAGUGCAUAACUAUCACUAGUUCAGAGUGAAAUAUAAACAAAAGAUUUGGGGUUCAUGCACAUGGCUAUAUUAUGGUUUAUUUCAGAUGGUGCCAUAAAAGGGCAGCCAGAGAAGUGAAUGACACUUCUGCUGUAUUUCUAUGUGUUUUCGUUUCAUAUAUAGGCAUAUAGAAAUAGGAAUCUGAUAUAAGCUUUAAUUUUUCAGAAACCUUUUUAAAAAAUAAAGCAAACUGUUCCUCCACCGUUCCUUUGAACAAGGUUUGAAAUCUCUCACCUUAUAUAUAGAGGUAUUCUCCCUUAGAAGCAAUAUCUCUGUACAUAUAUGCCAUAUAUUAUGUGCCUCAACACUUAGGAACAGUACAGUUUUCAUGCACUACAGUACAGUUUCUCUUGUGUACAUGAGCUGUUAACCAGAAAAAAGUGACCCCAAAAAGAUAUAAGAAUAAUGUUAUAGAUCAUUUAUAAGAUACUAUUUGGGAAGCAAUUACAGAAAUAUUUUUUCAAUUGUUUCUUAGAAAGAAACUGUUUAGGUUUAACAACUUCUCAGAGGUACAUAUCCAACUGUAAUCUUAUUUUAUUAGAAACUUAAAUAUAACACUAUAAAUCAACUAAUGUGACAAUGUAGCAUUUGUUGUGUUAUGUAUGCAUACUGUUUGUAUAUGUAUAUUGUGACCAGUUAUCAUGGGCAUAAGCAAUAUAAUAUAAUUUAAAAGGAAUUUUGGAUCAUUAACCCCUUAACGACUAUGGACAUAUAUUUAUGUCUGUGGCCGACUCACACAAUAUAAUAUAAUCAGUCCUGGUAUGUAACUGAAGCCGGGACCCGGGGCUAAUAGCGCACUAUUAACCCUUUAGACGCGGCGUUCAAAGUCCAAUGCCCCGUCUAUAAAGAAAGUAAAACCUUCCCAGCUGUUCAGUGGGGCUGAUGGGGACCACCACAGUGAAAAUGCGGGGUCCCCAUCAGCUAGGACGUGAGCGGAGGGUCACUCACCUUCCUCCGAUCGGCGAUUGAUUGCUCCAAGCCUGAGAUUCAGGAUUGGGCAAUCGCCAGCUGAUAACACUGACCAACGCAAAGCUAUGGCUUUGCAGUGAACAGUGCUGGCAAUCAGUGUAUGCAAUAUUAUAGCCCCCUAUGGGGGCUAUAACAUUGUAGAAAAAAAUGUGUAAAAAAAAGUUAAUACAUGUGAUUUAACCCUUUCCGUAAUAAAGUCCAAAUCACCCCCCUUUUCCCAUUUAAAAAAACUAACAUAUGUGGUAUCACCGCGUGCGUAAAUGUCUGAACUAUAAAGAAAAAAAAAUCAUUAAUUAAACCGCAGGGUUAAUGACGUACGCGCCAAAAAAAUUCCAUAGCAUAUUUUUGGUCACUUUUUAUAUCAUGAAAAAAAUGAAUAAAAAGCGAAAAAUGAGCCCUCAUACCGCCCCAUAUGCUGAAAAAUAAAGUUAUAGGGGUCCGAAGAUGGCAAUUUUAAACGUAUACAUUUUCCAGCAUGUAGUUAUUAUUUUUUCCAGAAGUACGACAAAUCAAACCUAUAUAAGUAGGGUAUCAUUUUAAUCGUAUGGACCUACAGAAUAAACAUGAGGUGUCAUUUUUACCAAAAAUGUACUGUGUAGAAACGGAAGUCCCCAAAACUUACAAAAUUGUGUUUUUUCUUCAAUAUCGUUGCACAAUGAUUUUUUUUCCCCGUUUCGCUGUAGAUUUUUGGGUAAAGUGACUGUCACUGCAAAGUAGAAUUGGUGGUGCAAAAAUAAGCCAUAAUAUGGAUUUUUAGGUGCAAAAUUGAAAGGGUUAUGAUUUUUAAAAGGUGAGGAGGAAAAAACGAAAGUGCAAAAACGGAAAAACCCAUGGUCUUUAAGGGGUUAAAGGUGUUUUCUGGGACUUUUUAAUUCAUAGGUUAUUCUUAGGAUAGGCCAUCAAUAUCAUAUCGUUUAGGUGCCAAUACCCAGUACCGCCCACCAUCUAGCUGUUUGCCAGAGACGUUGAACCUAGGUGUACACUGUCGAUGGAGCUGGAAGAUGAAGUAACCUACAGUGACCACUUCACAACAAAUAGACAGAUUCUUGCUGAAACAAAUGGGCAGCAGCAUGUAGAUGAGUGCAAUGCCUAUUUGUACCCUCUUGGGGCUGCCAUUUGUUUAAGCAAUUUAUGAGAUUCUUAGUAUCUGGACCCCUCAUCAUCAAAGCAGAGGCUUAACUAGAAGAUGCAGGGCCCAAAUGUAAAAUCUGUAACAGGUCUCCCAACUAUUAUGUUUCAUUCAUAAUACUCGUGUACAUAGUUAGGAAAGAGAGAUCUUAUGGUGCAAGUACAUCCUCUACACCCCUAUAUUUAUGAUUCUAAAUUAAAACUUCUGACGUGUGAUUAUGACAUUUGGAAAGUUUUUAAAACUUUAAGUAACCUUUAAAAGCUAUGGAGACCUUUUGAAAAGCAUUUUUCUUCUUGCUUUGUACUUUUUUUAUGGUGCUAAAACACUUUCACCACAGGUCUUUAUUAAAAAUGUUACUACUUUUCUCUUUUACAGCCUCUUACAGUUUGCCGGGAUAGCUCUGCUUUCUCUACUGCAAACUGUAUUUUGAUUAUGUUCACAUGGGUAUGUUGCACAUGUACAAUCUGCCUAUAAAAACUGCCCACUACAAAACGGCUUGUAAAUCAUUGUGGUUUUUAAAGUGCACCCAAUUUAUUAUUGCAGUUUUAAGCAUGAUUCUGCACAAAAUAAAUAGCCAAAAAAUAUGCAUAUGUCAAGAAUUUGCCAAACAAACAUUUUUUAGGUUAUACCAUUCAUUUCUUUGAAAGCCAAAAGGCUUAAAGGGGUAUUCCAGGCAAAAACUUUUUUUUAAUAUAUCAACUGGCUCCGGAAAGUUAAACAGAUUAGUAAAUUACUUCUAUUAAAAAAUCUUAAUCCUUCCAAUAGUUAUUAGCUUCUGAAGUUUUCUGUCUAACUGCUCAAUGAUGAUGUCACGUCCCGGGAGCUGUGCAUGAUGGGAGAAUAUCCCUUGCAUGA
Messenger RNA from Hyla sarda, 5978 nucleotides. It is a transcript of the gene SLC2A13, whose product is annotated as solute carrier family 2 member 13. The transcript has 10 exons. Gene Ontology annotation, molecular function: myo-inositol:proton symporter activity. The coding region runs from base 277 to 2217 and encodes 646 amino acids. The record is from RefSeq and is a predicted model, not a curated record. Gene Ontology annotation, biological process: transmembrane transport. Gene Ontology annotation, cellular component: membrane. Lineage: Eukaryota; Metazoa; Chordata; Amphibia; Anura; Hylidae.